CGCGUGCCAAUCGGCUUUCGUCUUCCCGCCGCACGCACUUUCUCUCUCUACAGCAAAACCCCCAAAUUCCAAAGUCUCUCUCUCUCUAACCUUUCCACGAAAGCUCUCACAGCACGGCAACCAGAAAACACCCAUAAUAAACAAAUCCCAUCACGCCAUUUUUUCAGCUCCCCCCGAAUCAAUCAAAAGCUCCCAGCUUUCUCUUUCCACUUCCCAUUUUUCACCCAUUUUUUUUCCUUAACUUUUUCGCCCCUUCUGAAGCCCGUCCUGUAGUAGUACAUGUGUGAAAAUGGCCGUGCACAAGAAGCAACACCACCAACACCAUAGUUACAUCUCCGUACCUUCACAGAUCAUUGGCUCCAUCUCCCAAUCGUCGCUGGAUUCCCUUCUCCGGUCGCCGAGGAAGAACCACCACUCCCCGUGUUCCAAGCUCAGGACCUUCUUAAAAUCCCCUAGGUUCCUCAUCCUCUCGAUUUUCGCCUUCGGCCUCCUGUGGACGUCCAUGCUGUUGCUCGAUUUCGACCCAUCGGCUCCCUUCGCGCAGAGCCCAUGUCCGGUUCGUGAGGAAAUCGAAUCGAAAUCGAGUGGGGUUUUGGGUUUGGGUUCGUUUUCCGGCCGGAGUAUCGUUGGAGACGGCGCCGGAAUCGAGUUCUGGCGGCAGCCCGACGGGAUGGGGUACAGGCCGUGUUUGGAUUUUAGCAAACAGUACCGAAAGGAGAGUGUGGAGGUUUUGAAGGACAGGACUAAGUACCUGAUGGUGGUGGUCUCUGGGGGUAUGAACCAGCAGAGAAAUCAGAUUGUCGAUGCCGUGGUUAUCGCCCGAGUUCUCGGGGCAGCUUUGGUUGUGCCCAUUUUGCAGGUCAAUGUCAUUUGGGGUGAUGAAAGUGAAUUUACUGAUAUAUUCGAUUUGGACCAUUUCAAGAGUGUGUUGUCUGAUGACGUGAGGGUAGUUUCUUCACUUCCCUCGACUCAUUUGAUGACGAGGCCGGUGGAGGAGAAGAGGACUCCCCUUCACGCAUCUGCCGACUGGAUUCGUUCGCAUUAUUCAAGAAAACUUAGGAGGGAUGGAGUAUUAUUAUUACGCGGUUUGGACUCCAGACUCUCCAAGGAUCUUCCAUCUGAUCUCCAAAAGCUUCGCUGCAAGGUGGCUUUUCAAGCUUUGAGGUUUGCUCCACAUAUAUUGGAUAUCGGCAAAAAACUUACAGAGAGGAUGCAGAGCAAGGGACACUAUCUUGCACUUCAUCUCAGAAUGGAAAAGGAUGUCUGGGUUAGGACAGGAUGCCUUCCUGGCCUAAGCCCCAAAUUCGACGAGAUUAUACACAACGAAAGAAAAGCUCGACCAGAGCUUUUGACUUCAAGAUCUAACAUGACUUAUCAUGACAGAAAGCUCGCGGGCCUUUGCCCGUUGAACGCUUUGGAAGUCGUAAGGUUGCUCAAAGCAUUGGGAGCUCCGAAGAGCGCGAUAAUCUAUUGGGCUGGAGGGGUUCCACUAGGAGGAAAAGAAGCUUUGCUGCCUUUGAUGAAGGAAUUUCCGAAUUUCUAUAACAAGGAAGAUCUUGCUUUGCCUGGCGAGCUUGAACCGUUCGCAAAGAAGGCUUCAUUUCUUGCUGCUAUUGAUUAUAUAGUUUCCGAAAAUAGCAACGUGUUCAUGGCAUCUCAUGGCGGGAAUAUGGGUCGUGCCAUUCAGGGGCAUAGGGCCUAUGCAGGGCAUAAGAAGACCAUAAUUCCGAACAAAAGACAAAUGCUUCCGUAUUUCAUGAACUCAUCUUUGCCCGAAACUGAGUUCAACCGAAUCAUACUCGACUUGCACCAGGACUCGUUAGGACAGCCCGAGCUUAGGACAAGCAAAACUGGUCGAGACGUGACAAAGUAUCCUAUCCCAGAAUGCAUGUGCAACCGUACCAUCACAACACAUAACGCAUCUGUCUAACUUUCAAGCAAACCGACACAAAAAAUUGGGUACCCAUUUUGAUGAGUUAUCAAAAGAAGUAUGAAAAAGGAAAAGCUGCAUCUUUGGGAUGACCCUUCAAGAUUUUUCUAGCUCCCGAGUAUUGAACGAGACGAACUAAAGAGGCUUUUUGCCAUUAAGAGAGCUAUAUUUGAGACUCAUAUACUGUAAUUAGAGAUCAACCCAAGUGAAGGAAUGUACUGUGUAAGUAGGAGGUGUAUCUUAUUCUUUUGUUCGAUUUGUUCUUUUAAGGAUUUAGAUCAAGAGAUCAUGACGCAUACCUGUACUGUACAUAUUCUAUUUUAAUAAAUGAUGGAUAGAAAAAAAAAAAAAAAAAAAA
This is a messenger RNA of Striga asiatica, 2288 nucleotides long. Lineage: Eukaryota; Viridiplantae; Streptophyta; Magnoliopsida; Lamiales; Orobanchaceae. The record is from the annotation of a GenBank genome assembly.